Messenger RNA from Nestor notabilis (Kea), 1526 nucleotides. RefSeq names its product mannosyl (beta-1,4-)-glycoprotein beta-1,4-N-acetylglucosaminyltransferase (gene MGAT3). Gene Ontology annotation, molecular function: beta-1,4-mannosylglycoprotein 4-beta-N-acetylglucosaminyltransferase activity. The record is from RefSeq and is a predicted model, not a curated record. Lineage: Eukaryota; Metazoa; Chordata; Aves; Psittaciformes; Psittacidae. Bases 1 to 1509 code for a protein of 502 amino acids. The transcript has a single exon. Gene Ontology annotation, biological process: protein N-linked glycosylation; N-acetylglucosamine metabolic process. Gene Ontology annotation, cellular component: membrane.
AUGAAGAUGAGACGCCAUAAGCUCUUUCUGACUCUCUGCAUGGCUGGUCUCUGCCUCAUCUCCUUUUUGCACUUCCUCAAGGCCCUUUCCUAUGUCACCUUCCCCCGGGAGCUGGCUUCGCUUAGUCCCAACCUUGUCUCCAGCUUCUUCUGGAACAAUGCCCCCGUCACACCUCAGGUCAGCCCUGAGCCGGGGGGCGCAGAGUUCCUUCGCACACCCCUGUACUCACACUCCCCCUUGCUCCAGCCCCUGUCACCCAGCAGAGCCAGCGAAGAGCUGCACAAAGUCGAGUUUGUGCUGCCAGAAGACACAACAGAGUAUUUUGUCCGUACCAAAGCCGGCGGCAUUUGCUUUAAACCAGGCACCAAGGUGCUGGAGAAGCCACCCAUGGGAGGGCGGCCGGAGGAGCGAGCGGAUGGCGUGGCCUCGGGGCGGCCAGCUCGCAAGCCACUGAGCGCCAGUGGGACCAAGCGGCGCAAGUGGGUAGAGUGCGUGUGCUUGCCGGGCUGGCACGGCCCCAGCUGCGGGGUCCCCACCGUGGUCCAGUACUCCAACCUGCCCACCAAGGACCGCCUUGUGCCGCGGGAAGUCCCCCGGCGUGUCAUCAACGCUAUCAAUGUCAACCAUGAGUUUGACCUGCUGGACGUCCGCUUCCACGAGCUGGGAGACGUGGUGGACGCCUUUGUGGUGUGUGAGUCAAACUUCACAGCCUACGGAGAGCCACGGCCCCUCAAGUUCCGCGAGAUGCUCCUCAACGGCUCCUUCGACUACAUCCGCCACAAAGUGCUCUACGUCUUCCUGGACCACUUCCCGCCCGGAGGCCGCCAGGAUGGCUGGAUUGCCGAUGAUUACCUGCGCACCUUUCUCACCCGGGAUGGAAUCUCACGCCUCCGCAACCUGCGCCCAGAUGAUGUCUUCAUCAUUGAUGAUGCCGAUGAGAUCCCAGCCCGUGAUGGCGUGCUCUUCCUCAAGCUCUAUGACGGCUGGACGGAGCCCUUUGCCUUUCACAUGCGCAAGUCACUCUACGGCUUCUUCUGGAAGCAACCAGGCACCUUGGAGGUGGUCUCAGGCUGCACCAUGGGGAUGCUCCAGGCUGUCUAUGCUACCGACGGGAUCCGUCUGCGGCGCCGCGAGUACUACACCAUGCCUGGCUUUCGGCAGUACGAGAACAGCACUGGACACAUCCUGGUGCAGUGGUCACUGGGCAGCCCCCUCCACUUUGCUGGCUGGCACUGCUCCUGGUGUUUCACCCCAGAGGGGAUCUACUUCAAACUGGUGUCGGCCCAGAAUGGGGACUUCCCCCGCUGGGGUGACUACGAGGAUAAACGAGACCUCAAUUAUAUCCGGGAGCUGAUCCGGACUGGUGGCUGGUUUGAUGGUACUACACAAGAGUAUCCUCCUGCUGACCCCAAGGAGCAGAUGUACGCUCCCAAGUACCUGCUUAAGAACUACCAGCGGUUCCGCUACUUGUUGGAGAACCCCUACCGAAAAGUGGAGGGCACUGGGUGAGGCCACUGGGGCUUGUG